CUUCAAUCGGCCAUGUGCAGUUCUUGGUUAUCUGUGGACGUCUUUUACUUUAGUUGUGAUUAUUGCCACAGUGCUGUACAUGUGUGGACAUGGCAAGACCUAAACCAGCACCAUGGAGCUUGUCUGUGGAUUUCUACACGGGGCAAGUGACUGCAGUGUGUGUCUACAACUCGCAUGUUUUGGCAGGUGUUGGUGGCAACAUUGAAGUAUUUGAUGUUUCCAAGUCAAACACAGUUUAUUCUCUCUACGCCUUUCCUUGUCGUAACAUCCAUGGUAUAAAGAAAGAACCAGAGUCUGACGUGUUCUGCAUCUGGGGCGAGAAGUGUUUCAGAUUGUUCAAGUUUAUCACAGAGGACUGCAUGGUUAGUUUGCAGUUGCUUAAUGACAUCAUUCAGGUGGAAGACUGGAUCUGGGACGUGCACUGGCUGAGAGAGAGUGAAGACUCUCACAGUCUUGCCUUAGCCUUGGGUCACAACGUCGUCUUACACUGGGACCUCGUCACACAGACUCAGCUGCACAGAGAAGAGUGUGUGGAGAAAUGUAUACUUUACUGUGCUCAUUUCAUUGGACGCCGGUGGUCCUGUCUGACUUUAGCAGCCGGGACUGUCUUCAAUCAGGUUGUAUUCUGGACGAUGUGUGGACACACUACAGCUGACAACAAACAGGAAGUUGUCCACCGCUUGUCAGGUCAUGAUGGUGUAAUAUUUGGAAUAGACUAUCACCCACAGCGGAGAAUGAUAUCAUCUGUUUCAGACGAUCGCAGCAUUCGUCUUUGGCAGCUCACAUUUCCAUCGGAACGCGGAGAACCAACAGCAGAAGACUGGCGGGGGGUCAGUUCAUCACCAAUGGCAACACUCUAUGGCCACUCUGCUCGAGUCUGGGACAUCAGGUUGCUGAAAAACUGCUUUGUCAGUAUUGGAGAGGAUGCAACUUGUUGUGUUUGGGAUUACCAGUGGCAGAUAACUCAGAAGUUGAAAGGACACAAGGGUAAAAGUAUCUGGAGUUUGGCCACAAGUGUUGAUGACAAGUUUGUGGUAACUGGUGGUGGUGAUGGCAGUAUACGCUUGUGGGAGCUGGACUCGGAAUCAGCACAGAACGGUUUGAUAGGAUCCAGUCUUGUAAUUCCAGAAAACAUUAAAGGAAGUACAGAUGACCACCCACGGAUUGUAGCAUUGCUGAAUUUCAACACCAUUCUCAUCAUGACCAUGGAAGGAAUCCUGUGCAGCUACUUUAUCACCGAGGAAACAUGGCACCAAGUGUUCCGUGAUGAAGAUUUUCGAUCCUACAGUCUUCUUGCUGUGUGUCGCAGUACAGCAGUCGUAGCACUCGGCAGCAUUACAGGAACACUGAAAAUACUGACACAGAGACCACAUUUUGAAAGAAGCCUCAUUAUUCUGUACCAUGAGAAGAUCUUUCCAGGAAAAAUCUUUGGACUGUGCUGGUUGAACGAAUGUCACUUGUUAAUCACUGGGCCUGAUGGUGUAAUGGUUCUAAUGAAGAUGCACCAAUCAGCUGACACGUCAGUGCACCUGGAGUCUCUGGGCACGUUGUUCCUGCCAGCUUGUAAGCAGCGCUGGGUGUCAGCCGGCUUAGCCAUGUGGUCAGAUGGUCUGCUGGUGUGUGGUGACAAGGGGGGUACAGUUCACUGCUACAGUCUCCAGCCAGAACAGCUGACACCUCUAAAGCCUCCUGACUGUAGUUUUCCAAAAAUACAUGGAAAGUGUGGUGUCACUGAUGUCUGUCGUCAUGGUAACUAUGUUUUGACAGCAGGACGAGAUGGUCAUUAUCGUACCUGGAAGGUUGUUGAAGGAAAACUCCAACUGCUCAACAGCAAUAAGGUUAUGAAAGGCAUGGAAUGGAUCGAUGGACUUCAAAUUACUGAAGACGAUUUACUGGUCUACGGUUUUCAUUCGGCCUAUUUUACUGUGUGGAGUGUUAAGAAGAAUGAGAAGGUCAUAGAGGUGGAGUGUGGCGGAGGUCAUAGGUCAUGGGACUGUUUGAUUGAUAACUCACUCGCACGGUUUGUCUACCUCAAGUCAAAAGACGUGAUCUUGUUCGAGAAAAAACUCACUUCAAGCCAACGUAUCUUGAAGCCUGCUUUUCAUGGCAGAGCACUCUGUGAUGUCAAAUAUAUCGCAACGCUGACUGAUUCUACAGGUGUUCCUGUCUAUUUGAUGGCAACUUGUAGUGAGGAUACUACUAUCAACAUUGUUUCAGUUGCCUAUAACAAUGGCAUUCCAGAGCUCCGUGUUGAUCACACAUUACAGGGCCAUCUGUCUAGUGUUCGAGCUCUUUGUCUGAGUACAUCCUGCAGAAAGGAAUCAGACACUCGUGACUCGCAGUCAUCAGUACAUUCAGUAACAUGUGGAGAUGAUCAGUCUUAUGGACAGAAGAUCAUGUUUUCUGGUGGCGGACGUGCACAGAUCCAAGUCUGGUGCGUCCACUUCCGGACUGGAUGUGCGUCACUUGACAGCAUUGCCAACAGUAAUUAUACAGAUCGUCUGUUCAAAACUCCACAUUUCGACGACUCCAGUUCUUGUAUAGACGAGAAGACGUCAAUGGCUUCUCCUGCUGAACGUUACAGUUCACAGAAUGAUGUUAUUAAUUCUUUGUUGUCGGUGAAGUCGGAGGAGGAAUUCAGUCACGGUGAUGCUCACAACAAGACUAGUUCACUGAGUGACUGUGGACCUUCUGACAUGACCCCUGAUAGAACAACCACACACUCUGAUGAUCCAUCACCAACACUGUUAGGACAGUCACAGGUUUGUGGCAGCACAGAAGGUGAUGAUGUUGAAGCUCUAGUGAAGGUGCCUGAAAGGACUUUUUCAUUCUGUGACAGUGUUUCACCAACAGAAAUACAGGAACCAGAAAUUGAUAGCAAUGUUCCUGAUCAAACUAUUUCACAGGGUACAAGAACUUCACUUAAAAGUUCGACAUUAACAACACUGAAAGGACAUGGUCAUCACCAUGGAGAUAUCCACACGAAGUCACAUGAUGCUGGUGGUUGUUUGUAUGAACAUUUGGCAAACUGUUUCUUGGGGGAUCAGAGACACAGCAGAGGGAACAAGCCGUGGAAGGUGAUGUUUUCUAAAGCAGACCCAGAAACCAGAAUACUGGAUCUCACUGCCUUCUCUGCUGAUGACAUUCACAGAGGCAACCAUCUGGGCUUACACUUUGUGGCAGCUGCAUGUUCUGAUGGGUUUGUCAGAUUUUUGGGGUUUAAUGAAUCCUCCAGAUCUCUAAGCCUUUUGCAACAGUCUGGUUACCAUGGAAGCUGUGUUUUAAAAGUUCAUCACUUUCCUGUUCGACACGGCCAAGACCAUUCCACCAAGAUGCUGUUGUUGUCUGCAGCAACAGAUGGCCGAGUUGCCAUUUGGGACGUCACUUCCCUCUGUGAUGGUUACAUCCAUCACGUGAAUGUGAGACACGACCAGGAGGAACACAUUGCUGGUGGUCCUGAUAACAGCCUUGGACCUGGUCGUCACUCCACGAGGAACAAGUCUAGAGUGACCCAGCACCCAGACCGAUCCGUGCAGAUCUCGGUCAAUCCAGCCGGCACUCACUUGGUGGGUGAAGAUUUCACUCCAGUACAUGUGUUGAAGAGUCACCAGUCGGGAGUGAACAGUCUGCAUGUGCGGGAGUUGAAAAACAACCGGUAUAUGAUUUGCAGUGGUGGAGAUGACAACUGUCUGUCUGUAUGUGUGGUGACAGUCACUGGUGUUGAUGGGCUGCUCGUUACCAUGACAACUGAUCAAGUGUGUUGGAAACCCAGUGCUCACGCAGCUCAGAUUACAGGCACGUGGAUAGUUAGUGACGACCACAUAGUUACUGUGUCAAUAGACCAGCGUGUCUGUGUCUGGAGAGUGAUCACAGAGACUGGGAAAUCAUUGCAGGUGAAACUGAUUGACACGAAAUAUAUUCAUGUCUCUGACGUUUCCAACAUUGACAUAUGGCAGGACAGGGGGAAAAUAAAGGUUGCCAUCUGUGGAGAAGGUCUGAGCAUUUUAACCAUUGACUCGGUGAAAAGCGACACUUCAGCUUCCUGAUCUAUUGCUGAUGUGACAUGUUUAAUCUCACAAUGUAAAACUGUUACAGUAGCAGACCCCUGACCCCUGAGGUCAGUGGAGGCAUAGGUCACGGAAUCUAUCAGACGGAGAGAAAACGUGAACCCUAUGCUCGCUGACACAGCGGAAGACGGAAGACGAAUGAUUUUAAUAAAAUAUACAUCUGGUA
This is a messenger RNA of Gigantopelta aegis, 4233 nucleotides long. Its product is annotated as WD repeat-containing protein 6-like. The record is from RefSeq and is a predicted model, not a curated record. Gene Ontology annotation, molecular function: protein binding. The transcript has 26 exons. Gene Ontology annotation, biological process: tRNA methylation. Lineage: Eukaryota; Metazoa; Mollusca; Gastropoda; Neomphalida; Peltospiridae. Bases 90 to 4046 code for a protein of 1318 amino acids. Gene Ontology annotation, cellular component: cytoplasm.